Thlaspi arvense is the source of this 213-nucleotide messenger RNA. The record is from the annotation of a GenBank genome assembly. NCBI's taxonomy places the organism in Eukaryota, Viridiplantae, Streptophyta, Magnoliopsida, Brassicales, Brassicaceae.
AUGAUCACCAAGGAAACUUUGCCCUCAAUCGCAUCCCUCUCUCCCGCAGUCCUCACCUUCCUCGACGGCAAACUCGAUUCGGUAGAUGGACUUGGUCGAGCUUCCAAUCUCGUAUCGCAGCUUCAAACUCGGUGCAACGACUUGGACCAGAACCUAACAGAUCUCAGCCAGCGUCUUGGAGCAAGCCUGGUCGCGUUACGCUUCUUAUUCUGA